Anguilla anguilla (European eel) is the source of this 5321-nucleotide messenger RNA. RefSeq names its product kinesin-like protein KIF19. The coding region runs from base 1390 to 4476 and encodes 1028 amino acids. NCBI's taxonomy places the organism in Eukaryota, Metazoa, Chordata, Actinopteri, Anguilliformes, Anguillidae. The record is from RefSeq and is a predicted model, not a curated record. Gene Ontology annotation, molecular function: microtubule binding; microtubule motor activity; ATP binding. Gene Ontology annotation, biological process: microtubule-based movement. The transcript is spliced from 20 exons.
AUUUUAUUUAGGUGGGGGUCGGAAGUCAUGGGGUGGUCUUUGUUGGGAGGCAUGAGGUAAAACGUAAAUGAAAGCCUGGUACAGCAUGCUAUUUAUUAUAUUUGUGUAGUUGGCGUGGACAGAGGCAGUGGUCAAUGACAAAUUUGUCGUCAUGUUUACCUGCAGUAGACAGCUGAAAUUAGUUUAAUUAAAAAGAACGAUUUACCCAUGUUAUCACGGGAUUGUAAGCUGUAAUCGAACUUUGCUCUCCCCAUGGACAAAGUGUCACCCGUGUUCCCAUAAGGAAAUUAGCCAGUCUACACUUCCGUCGGAAAAUCUGUUGCUAUGGGAACAAUGACGCUGUAUAACCAAAUUGUAAACACACGAAAUGACCUAGCUAGCUAAAUAUAAUUGAUUCAACGAGUAAAGUAUAAAGUAUAAUAAUUGAAUAUAGUUGUUUUAUUCGAACAUUUUACCCGUUUAACGUAAAUCGAUCACGUCAGAUAUCUGCAAGCGAACUAUAGCUACCGCGAAUCCCUGGACGGUGAACGUCCAUAGCGUUAGCAAGACUAGUCUAACGUUAGCUACAGUUAGCUAGCUAGCCAAGUUAACAUUAGCAAACGUAACAUUUUUCUUGUUAGUAACUAUCUGCCGGACGAAUUAACUAGCUGUAUUUAGUUAUGUAUGUAGCUAUAGCUGUUAGUUUUCUUAUCAAUCUGUGCUAGACUGCUAAACUUUCUUACCCGUCGGUAACGUUAAACAAACAAAUAUCCUUAUUAACUCGUAAUGUCUAUCAAACACAAAUGGCUGCGACGUUGCAAUGAUGAUUUGGUUAACGUUAGUCUAGGUACUUGUCAGGUGAUCGCUGGUGUUCCUGUAUCACUGAAGUUAGCUGGCUGCCCUGCCCAGGCGAUGAUGAUGUUUAAUAUUUUAGUACAGACAGCUGUUACUCGUGUAGCCGGCACUAACAAGUAAAGACUAAAUGUAUCCAGCAAUUAGCUAGGCUACCUGAAUGAAACCGACCUGAUAUAUGAAGUCAAGUGAAGUGCGUCAUGCAGCGCUCUAAAGUUAACUAGCUGUGUAAAACGUUAUCUGACGUUACUGAGCUAACUGUCCUGACCUCUACAGACUGUCCCUAGCCUGUAAAUGUGUGCCAGGUGAUGAGAAACUCGCUUUCCUGGUGCUAGUUUUUCGGGAAGUGUCAGACGAACCUUCAUUUGAACAGAGAGGUCAGCCUAUGUGAUAAACCGCUUAACGUCCCCUCUUGCAUCCAGCAAUCGGAUUAAGGAGACUUCUGCGUAAAGUCUCCAACAUAUCCUUGGAACAAUUUACUCUGUAACGAUCUUGGUAGCAAGUUAUUUAUAUAAGCAAAGCAUGGAGUAGAAUAAACAUAAACGAAUCCUGGACAAUAUGAAAGACCUGUCGGGGGAGUCCAAGGACCAUCAGCUAACGGUGGCACUUCGUAUUCGUCCACUCAAUGAGGCUGAAAUAGACGAAGGGGCUACCAUCGUUGCUCACAAAGUGGAUGAUCAGAUGGUUGUCCUCGUGGAUCCCUGUGAGGACUCAGAUGACAUUCUGCGUGCAAAUCGGUCGAGAGGGAAAACAUACAUGUUUGAUGUGGCAUUUGAUUUCACUGCUACGCAGGAAGACGUUUAUUUGGCAACCACAAAGAAUUUAAUUGAAGGUGUUAUUUCAGGUUACAAUGCCACUGUCUUUGCCUACGGACCAACAGGUGCAGGGAAGACUUACACAAUGUUGGGGCUUGAUUCUGAGCCAGGGAUCUAUAUUCGUACCUUGAAUGACCUUUUCAAAGCCAUUGAGGCAAGCAAUGAAGAUACGAACUGCGCCGUUUAUAUGUCAUAUCUGGAGAUAUACAACGAGAUGAUCCGUGACCUUCUGAACCCUGCAUCUGGGUAUCUAGACCUGCGAGAGGAUGCCAAGGGUGAAAUCCGGAUUGCAGGCAUCACAGAGUUCUCCACCAACAAUGCAAAAGAGAUAAUGCAACUGCUUACGAAAGGGAACAAACAGCGGACCCAGGAGCCUACUGCUGCCAACCAAACGUCAUCGCGCUCUCACGCUAUCCUGCAAGUGACAGUCAAGCAGAAGAACAGGGUGAAGAACAUUAACGAGGAGGUGCGGGUGGGAAAGCUCUUCAUGGUGGACCUGGCCGGGACAGAGAGGGCCUCACAGACGCAGAAUCGUGGGAAGAGGAUGAAGGAAGGAGCACACAUUAAUCGCUCCCUGCUUGCCUUGGCCAACUGUAUCAAUGCCCUGAGUGAGAAAGGUGGUAAAGGCGCCCAAUUUGUCAAUUACCGGGACAGCAAACUGACUCGGCUGCUAAAGGAUGCUCUUGGUGGAAACAGUAGAACAGUGAUGAUCACUCACAUUAGUCCUGCGAGCACUAACUUUGAGGAGUCCAGAAACACACUGAUCUAUGCAGACAAGGCCAAAAACAUAAAAACUAAGGUAAAACGCAACCUGCUGAAUGUCUCUUACCAUAUAGCCCAGUACACCAGCAUCAUUGCAGACCUUCGCAAAGAGAUUGAGAGAUUGAGAGCCAAGAUAGAUGAACAGGGUCAAGAGCACAAGAAGGGAGAGAGGGCUGACAUACGUGAUGUCCAAGCGGAGGUCCAGCAGCACUCCGCCCAGUACAGCCGCAGGGAGCUGGGCCGCCUGCGGGAACAGCUGCUCUCGGCUUUCCGGGAGCAGAUGGAGAUCCGUCGCAGCCUGGUGGAGCUGGAGAACUGCAACAUGGAGCUGCAUAUCGACACCUCCAGACACCUGGUCACCAUCUCAGACUGGGAAAGGGAGAGGGCCCGGUGUGCUAAGAAAUGGAGGGAUGAAAGGUACGGCGAGAAGGUGGAUAAAGACAGAGAAGUGGAGUGGGAGCAGGACAGCGGCGGUGAGGACGUGGACUCCACGGAGCCCCAGGACGUCACCGUGGCUCGGGAGGAGAUCAGCACGCUGCUGGCUGAGCAAAGGAAAACCAUGGCGCUAAAGUCAGACUUGGAGGAGAAGCUGGCGAGCAUGACGCUGAAGUCCUCCAAGAUGGAGGAGCUGCUGCCGAAGAGUAUUAGCAACGAGGAGCAGCGGGAAAUCCUGACGCUGCUCUGCAAAGUGCACGAGCUGGAGGUGGAGAACACGGAGAUCCAGUCCGCGGUGCUGUGCAAGGAGAACCUGAUGCGCACCAAGGACUUCAUCAUCCAGCGCUACGAGCAUCACAGGGCGCUGUGCGACGAGGUCAUACAGCAGCAGAGAGCCAUCAUCGAAGACCAUCGGAUGCCUGUGCCCCAUGAGCUGGAUGAGCUCUACGCAUUGUAUUACAGUGAACUGAAUAAUCGGAGCAUUGACCAAGUUCUCAGUCUCCAUACAAUUACAUCCAGCACAAUGAGGGAUGGAUCAGUAUUGAAAGUAGCAAAGCAGCUGAACCUUGGGGAUUUGAUUCCUGACUCGGAUAAAGAAGAGCUCAGCCCAAGGGCAGCUGUGCAGGACAGCAGGACCGCUCGAAAUAAGUUCCCCCCUACUUCAGUAGGUAAUCAUAACAGUGAAGGUAGUAAGGUAUUCAAAUCCACUUCAAAAUCCCGUCAGAUGAAACACAGCCAUAUUUCAUCCAGUCCACCUCCAUUAACUCAGCUCCCCAGUGGGAAGGACAGCAGUCGGCAGUCUGAGCAGGUCAGCCCAGAGACUAUGAAGGAGAUUGUGUCGGACACAAAGAGCAUCUCGGUGAUCGCGGCCAAGCGGCGCUCGCGCAUGCAGGCCCUGGAGCCGGCCAGCAGGCUGUCCCUGGCCCAGGAGAGGAGCCUGAUGUCAGUGCAGUCCCUGGAGGAAGGGGAGGACGCCUCAGACAGGGCUGCCUCCGAGUCCCAGGGCCCCCCCACCGCCGCCCCCGCCCCCCUGAAGCCAGCGGUCAGUAUCGACGACCUGGCCCCCUCCACCCCUGAGGAGCUGGAGGCCAGGAAGGCCCCGCCCAGGGCCCCUAGGAGCUCGCAGUCCGCCUCCAAGAAGGACGCGCAGAAAGCCGGCCGGAGGACCAGCUCCGUGGAGAGGCGCGUGCGGAAGAAGCGGUCCAAGUCUUUCGAGGUCAACUCAAAGAGGAAGUUCAAGAUCAGCACCUCCAGGAAUUCAGGUCUUGAAAGCAUUUCAGACAACAGAUUACAACAUUCACAAAAUGCAAACCAGUUCCUGCACACGAAUGUGGGAAAUCCUUCAACGCCACCAGCAACCAAGGUUAAAUAUCCCAUCUCUCAUCACACAGGCGAAAGCCAAAUCCAGAAGCUGGAGAUGCAUGGUACUCCACCCAGCACCAUUCACCAGAAGAAUGCAGAGGGAAGAGGAGGUCAGACCAUCUACAAACGAGUCAGAGGCCCUUCAGAUAUCUUCAGCAAAAAUCAGCUGCUUCCGCAGCCUGGGAAUUUUAAACGAACAGGCAAUGCCAAUGCAAGACACAAGGGAACAACUGAUAGCAACAUCAAAAGUGAAACUCGCCACAGAAAAUGAGCACAAUGAAUUUUGGAACAACAGCCAACAGUUUGUAUGGAUGUGCAAAAGAUGUGUUCCAAAAGGACAAAUGGGUUCAAGCAAAGCACUCUAGCUGGAAAAAACUCAUUAUCCAUCAACUGCACGCUAGUCCAAAAGAAGCUUUAGUUUUGAAGCAGCUCUUUUGGACUGGCCCGCAGAGUAUCAACACCCACCAAUGUCGAAACCACAUAAAUUUUUCGUAACCUUUUCUUUUUUACUCCUCUUACAUAAUUCUGAGUGGCGUAAGACUCUAAACUAUAUUUAGUGAGCAACACAAUGCUUUGUUGUUUUGCAAGAAAGAUGUGCAGGAGUGAGUGUAUAUAUAUUAUAACUCUCUCGUUUUGUUAAUUUGUGUAGAAAUUGUUUUCUUGGUCAGUAAUAUAUUGGAAAUCUGUAUGUAUUUUACUAAUUUAAACCAUUUUUGUCUGUUUUGUCAGAAAGUAUUUUUUUUUCAUAUUUAUCUAGAAACCAUUCUGGGAUUGAGGGUAUGAUUUUAGUUUUUAGUGUGUUUCGAUGGGCCCAUACAGAUUUUAUAGGCAAUGAAUGAUAUUUUAGAAACUUAUAGACAUUUCUGAUGGCCAGCUGGCUUUACAGUGGCUGGUGAGAAAAUAUAUUUCAAAUGACUCCAAAGCAGCUUGUGCGGUGAUGUCAUGUUUAUCACUGCUGUAAAUAUGAACAGAUGCAGCCUCAGGUAAUAUAACAUCACUGUACAAGCCUGCCUCAGAGUUACUAAAGUAUUGUCUGGUUGUUUUGUGGCCUGAUGGGGAGCCAGUGCAGCAGACUGGAAAAUAGCAUGAAUUGAUGAAUUAAAAGAAUAGCAUGUC